UACGUUCCUUCCCUCCCAUUUGUCAUCUUAUCUUCUGCGAUUACUGGUAAAGUGAGAAAUCCGUUAAUCCCUAGAGAAACUGUAAUCGUCGCGGUGAUUCGGAGAAAUUCUUCUGCUUCCGCGGAAAAUGUCACUAACCCAGAUCGUGAAUCCAAUCAUAUAUCCAUCUCGCACAAUUCCACGGCGUUUCACGGCGAUCUCGCCUUUUAAAACCCUAAGUCCCCAAUUUUCCCGCCACCCACCUCACGCACUGUCUCGUAGACUCUUCCUUCCUUCUGUUUCCUCUAUAUGGGAUGCCAUAACCGGCGGCGGAGAUUCGAACCCUCGUGAGGCCAUCGCAGCGGUUCGACGCGGAAUGCAGCUCUUCAGACAGGGUGAUGUUGCUGGAUCGGUGGCAGAGUUCGAUAGAGCAAUCAUUUUGGAUCCCAGGCAAAAGGCAUAUCUUUGGCAACGCGGGCUUUCUCUUUACUAUGUAGAUAGGUUUGAAGAAGGUGCAGAGCAGUUCCGGAUAGAUGUUGCUCAGAAUCCUAAUGACACAGAGGAGUCCAUUUGGUGCUUUAUCUGCGAGGCGAGGCUCCAUGGUGUUGAUGUUGCACGAACACAGUUUCUCGAGGUUGGUAGAGAUUCUCGGCCUGUGAUGCGAGAAGCUUAUAAUCUAUUCAAGAAUGGUGGUGAUCCUGAAAAGGUUUUGAGACAUGUUUCUUGAUAAUUGAUAUCAUUGAUUUAUUUCCAUCAAACGAUCUUAAUACUCUGAUUUUGAAAUACAGUUAGUAAAUGACUUCUCUAGCGGUCAAGCAAGCGAAUACUUCUAUGCUUCUCUGUACGCAGGGCUCUACUAUGAAGCUGAGGGUAAAUCAGAAAACGCAAAGUUUCAUUUAACCGCGGCUUGUGGAUCUCCAUAUGGGCAGAGGUCUGAUGAUUAUAUGGCUUCACUUGCUAAAGUCCAUUGCCUUUGUAGAAACUGGAGCUCCGGUAUUCUUUGAACCGGUUCAUGGUUUUGUGGAGCCAACAUAUUAGUUAUUAAGGCCCAAUUUUUGAAAUAUCAGCCCAAUUAAAAAUUGGACCUGGGUUUGCGAUUUCCAACCUUUAUUUAUGGGCAUGAAUAAAGAAAGUACCAUUCACAAACAUUAUAACAAAUAGGCAACAUUGUGCCAUUUUGGAGUACCAUUCACAAACAUUUUAACCAAAUUAUUGUAGAAAUUUUCGUACCAAGUAUCUUAAUCUGGAUAAUAAUUUCACUGAACGUUCUGUUUAAUAUACAUU
Molecule: messenger RNA, 1263 nt
Organism: Arabidopsis thaliana (thale cress)
Lineage: Eukaryota; Viridiplantae; Streptophyta; Magnoliopsida; Brassicales; Brassicaceae
Product: Tetratricopeptide repeat (TPR)-like superfamily protein
Exons: 7
Coding region: 128-706 (192 amino acids)
Source: RefSeq, marked reviewed